GUCAAGGAAAGCUUUCUUGUCGGUUUCGCAAUCACGAACCAUUUCGAUUUUUUUUUCUCUUCCUUGGUUCAAUUCAAUCCUCUUCCAGUCUUCUUCCCCAAGUCUGAUCCGGCCAUGGCCUCGCACGGGAGCAGCACGACGGUGGGGGAGAUGGAGAGUAGCUUGGAGCGGGUGAGGCGGCAGCUCUCCUCCACCUCCAGCCGACACAUCCUGCAGGGCCCUCUCCUCAAGCGAUCCGACACGCUAAGAAAAUGGAAUGAGCGGUGGAUUAUACUUGAUCCGGCAACUGGAAAGAUGGAAUACAAGGUUUGUAGAAGUGACACAGGUGUCAGGGGAGUUAUUGUAUUUGAUUCGACAAGCACUGUGACUUUGUCACCAACAAACUUUCACGGACUGCCAAAAUACGAAGGAUGCUGUUUCUAUAUCGGAACUCCGCAGAAAAAGGAGUAUUUUCUUUGCGCAGAAACUCCCAGCGCUGCAAGAGCAUGGGUAUCUACUUUACAUGCAACUCAGUUGGUCCUACAAGCUCAUAAACAGGCGGUGAAUUCAUUGGGUGGAAAUGGUUCUGCAAAAUUGGGAACAGUUGCAACUGUUGUGGCCGUGGCCAAUUCGACAGCAAUUGAAGCAUCCAAAGAAGUAGAAGCAGCGAUGAAGAUCUCCCUGCGAGCUGCUUUAGGCUCAACCACAAAUAAACUUACUAAAGGUCAAUUAGAUGAUCUCACAAUCAUGAUGGAGACCCUUCGAGUUAAAGAUGAUGAGCUGCACCAGCUAUUGCAAGAUAUCCGUGCACGUGAUUCCACCAUCAGGGAGAUUACAGAUAAAUUACAGGAGACUGCUGAGGCAGCUGAGACUGCUGCCUCUGCUGCUCAUUCAAUUGAUGAAGGGAGAAGAAUUUUAUCUUCCGAACUUGAACGUCUGAAAAAAGAUCAGGAAAAUCAAGUUGAACUGUCCUUGCUUAGGUUGAAGGAAUCAGAAGAAAAGGCAAAGCUUCUUGCUGAAGAAAGAGAGCAUUUACUGAAGGAAAGAGAUUCUGCUCUUCAAGAAGCUCAAAUGUGGCGCUCUGAACUUGGAAAAGCUAGAGGAAAUGCUGUAAUUUUAGAAGCCGCUGUUGUUAGAGCUGAAGAGAAAGCUAGGAUUUCAGCAGCUGAUGCCGGCAUGCGGAUCAAGGAAGCUAUGAGCAGACUCGAAUCUUGUACUAAAGAAAAGGAAGAACUCUUAAUUCUUGUUGAUACUUUGCGAUCACAAAUACAAAGGCAAGAGACUAACACAAAACAAGUUCGUGAAGAGAGGUCAGAUCUGUGCUCUACUUCAAAGCACAUGGACAUGGAAGAUGAUAAUGUGGAUAAGGCUUGCUUAAGCGAUACAGACCUGAUACCCAUUACGGAGAAUAUAGUUGAUUUGGACGAUGAGGGAGUCGAUAUACGUACGAUCGGGGACACUGAGUGGGAAAAUCCUCACUCCUCUGAAGUGUCUGAUGUAAGGGAGGUGACCACAGAACCUGAAGAAAGCAGCUUGGAUAUUCCUGUUGACAGCCAACCAGUUUCUGAGAAUACUUUCCAAGGCUAGGCUAGACUCUUCCAUUCUUGUGCACCCUGACUACUUGUACUCGAGUUUUUUGGUUCAUCUCAAAUAUUCUUACAUCUUCAGUUUCAGCAAUGAGCUCCUGUACUCGAGUUCAUUCACAGGGUUUGCCCGCAUGUAAAUCUAAGUGAAACAAGAAUAGUUCAAUUGUGCUUAGCAAGUGUACCAUCGGAAGAUAUGUUUAACAGUUAGUGAAUUUUCUCUUGGUUGCAUCAUCUAUGAGAAAUAUCGAAAGAUCUUGCCGUGAAAA
Molecule: messenger RNA, 1831 nt
Organism: Brachypodium distachyon (stiff brome)
Lineage: Eukaryota; Viridiplantae; Streptophyta; Magnoliopsida; Poales; Poaceae
Product: chromosome partition protein Smc
Exons: 10
Coding region: 115-1566 (483 amino acids)
Biological process (GO): receptor recycling; endosome organization; retrograde transport, endosome to Golgi
Cellular component (GO): trans-Golgi network; early endosome; recycling endosome
Source: RefSeq, a predicted model, not a curated record